CCUAGACCGAGCUCCCUGCGUGCACCGCGCGCUGCCAGAGGCGCUGAUUUCGCAGUUUGGAAUGGCUUCCAAGCAUGUGGCCGAAGUGCUGUCUAGCAUUUCAAGUGCAAGAAGGCUGUGAUGUCUCUUACAAAGAAAAGAAAGCUUCUUUUAGAUAAGCAUUGUUCAGAGGUCACCUGGAAUCAACAUGUCUGGGACUGAGGAAGCGGUUCUUGGAGCCCGAGGCAACCAUCCUUCUGCAGCUGGCGGCAACUCCGUGUUAUGCUUCGGACAGUAUCAGUACACAGCAGGCGAGUACCAGGCCAUCCAGAACGCUCUGAGGCAGAGGCUGGGCCCGGAAUACAUCAGUAGCCGCAUGGCUGGAGGAGGCCAGAGGGUAUGUUACAUUGAGGGUCACAGGGUAAUUAAUCUGGCCAAUGAGAUGUUUGGUUACAACGGCUGGGCACACUCCAUCACACAGCAGAAUGUGGAUUUUGUUGACCUUAACAAUGGCAAGUUCUACGUGGGAGUCUGUGCGUUUGUGAGAGUCCAGUUGAAGGAUGGUUCAUAUCAUGAAGAUGUGGGCUACGGUGUCAGUGAGGGCCUCAAGUCAAAAGCCUUGUCUUUGGAGAAGGCCAGGAAGGAGGCCGUGACAGACGGGCUGAAGCGGGCACUGAGAAGUUUCGGGAAUGCACUUGGAAAUUGUAUUCUGGACAAAGAUUAUCUGAGGUCACUAAAUAAGCUUCCCCGCCAGUUGCCUCUUGAAGUGGAUUUAACAAAAGCAAAAAGACAAGAUUUUGAACCAUCUGUGGAACAAGCGAGAUACAGCAGCUUCCGGCAGAACGUGGCUCUGGGGUCGCCCAAACCACAGGAGGUGACAUCCCCUUGCAGACCGAACCGCUCGGGUGAUCCGCACGCUGUGGGGCAGGAAGAGAAGGCCAGCGGCUCCCGUCUGACCGGCGCUGAGAGCGAGGCCACCUACCAGCGGAAGCUCCGGCAGAAGCAGCUGCAGCAGCAGUUCCGGGAGCAAAUGGAGAAGCAGCAGCAAGUUCAACUGUCUGCUCGGGAGGUUGAGAAGAAGACUCAGGUGACUCUGGCAGCACUGCCCGCACCUCCUCUGACGCACAGCACCCCUGUGACUGCAGUUUCUGAACCACUCGCAGAGAAAGACUUCCUUACAGGAAACUGUGAUAUCACUGGGAAGAACCAGGACUUGAAGAAAAGGAAAUUGGAUCCAUCCUAAUGGAGGCUCAGGUCACAUCCUUGACUUUGUCAGAAAGGGACUUUCAACAACUACUUUUUGGUCAUAAAACUGUUCAUCAUUCCUAGGGAAUGAGCUUUAUUUCCAAGGAUUUGCCUUGCUUCAACCUAACCAGAGGAUCUGACUGUUGGAGCCUGCCGCAGAUAAAGCUGAGCAGUCAGAAAACCAUGCUUUAAAAGAGCUUGUCACACCCUGCAGGGGGAGGCUCGGAGAUUAACCACCUUUUCUUUGGCUCUUGAGGUUCUUCACUAUUUAUUCCUAAGCUGCUGUGUUAGUAUGUAUAGAAAUUUUAGGAAUGCCCAGUGGCUACCUGUCCUGUAAGCAACAUAAGCCAUGCUACUGAGCACCAACUUUUACAACUGCCUACAUGGAACUGUAACGUCUGCCUUCUUUCACCGUGGGGCUCGGGGUUACUGUAGUCCACAACUGUGUUGUGUAUCCUCCUGAGAACAAAAGCUACAGUGGCGUUUAGCUACCUUGCAUCAAUCCUGGCUGCAGUCUUCAUCUAUGAUAAUCUCGUUUAUAGGUUUAUGGUGUCACUAUCCUGCAGUUUUUUUCCUGAUCAAGGAAAUGAAGGCCAAAGAAAAGGCAUUUUAAGACCGCAAAAUAAAUUCUUUCCUUUUGUAACAAAAAACACAAGUGGGUGUUUGUAUUUCUCCAUUUCAGAUGUGAGAUAUAACCCAUCUUAACUUGGGUUUUUUUCAUAGUUUUACAUGUUUCAUAACCCCCCGCCCCCAUGAUGAAUUUGCAGGUUCUUUUUAAGAUGCAUCUUGGGCUGUGCCUUUAAUCUUCAAGCUGUGGCUUUUAUUAAUUUUUAGAUCACAGAUCCAUUUGUGGGAAGCUAUGAACCCGAGGCAGGGAACUCCUUUAACGUACAGGAAGGCAGUCAGCCAUUUCUAUUCCCUUGGAAGAUGAAAAGGCUGUAGCUUACCGUGAUUUCCCUUUUAUCGUAUCUCUCAUUACAUGGAUCUGGUCAUAUGUUCAUCUUUUGGUUUUGACACCCUUACCUUUCUUCUUCCCCCAGAAAAAAGUCUCUCCCUUUUCUGAAGCGUAAUCUUAGUUCAGAACUGCUGCUUUAAAAAAG
This is a messenger RNA of Lontra canadensis (Northern American river otter), 2324 nucleotides long. It is a transcript of the gene RAD52, whose product is annotated as RAD52 homolog, DNA repair protein. Gene Ontology annotation, cellular component: nucleus. The transcript is spliced from 12 exons. The record is from RefSeq and is a predicted model, not a curated record. The coding region runs from base 188 to 1222 and encodes 344 amino acids. Gene Ontology annotation, biological process: DNA recombinase assembly; double-strand break repair via homologous recombination; mitotic recombination. Lineage: Eukaryota; Metazoa; Chordata; Mammalia; Carnivora; Mustelidae.